This is a messenger RNA of Phragmites australis (common reed), 1757 nucleotides long. RefSeq names its product nicotianamine aminotransferase 1-like. The coding region runs from base 85 to 1371 and encodes 428 amino acids. Lineage: Eukaryota; Viridiplantae; Streptophyta; Magnoliopsida; Poales; Poaceae. Gene Ontology annotation, biological process: biosynthetic process; amino acid metabolic process. The record is from RefSeq and is a predicted model, not a curated record. The transcript is spliced from 7 exons. Gene Ontology annotation, molecular function: transaminase activity; pyridoxal phosphate binding.
GUAUGUAAUUGCACUGCAUCACCUCUUCCUUCGCUCUCCUCUCCCGCGCCGCAAAGACAAGGCGUCAAGGUCGUCGCUCCCCGGAUGGAGAACGGCGCAGGCAGUGGGGGGCCGGCGGCGGCGUGGAACUUCGUGCCGAACGACACCCUCCUGGGCCUGACGGCGCUCUCGGUGCGCGGCGUGCUGGGCAUGGUCAAGGCCGGGAUUGUGGAGGACGAAGGCGCCGGCGCGCGGCGGGUGGUCCCUCUCGGGCACGGCGACCCGUCGGCGUUCCCGUGCUUCAGGACGGCGCCGGAGGCCGUGGACGCCGUCGCCGGCGUGCUCCGGUCCGGGGAGCACAACUCCUACGCCUCCUGCGUCGGACUCGAGCCGGCACGGAGAUCUAUCGCGCAAUACUUAUCACGCGACCUGCCAUACGAGCUGUCAGCCAACGACGUCUACCUAACAAGCGGCUGCACUCAAGCGAUUGAGAUAAUCUGCUCUGUCCUAGCUCGCCCUGGUGCCAACAUCCUGCUUCCGAGGCCAGGCUACAUGUUUUAUGAGGCACGUUCCGUCUUCAACGGCAUGGAAGCCCGGUACUUCAAUCUUCUACCAGAUAAAGGUUGGGAGGUUGACCUUGAUGACUUGCAAGCUCUUGCUGACAAGAACACAGUUGCUAUGGUCAUUGUCAACCCAGGGAAUCCCUGUGGCAAUGUCUACACCUAUGAGCAUUUGGCUAAGAUUGCCGAGACUACGAGGAAGCUUGGCAUCUUUGUCAUUGCGGAUGAAGUGUAUGCACACUUGACAUUUGGGGAGAAGAAAUUUGUGCCAAUGGGUGUGUUUGGCUCGGUAGUGCCGGUGCUCACUCUAGGAUCCAUAUCAAAGAGAUGGGUGGUGCCUGGAUGGCGACUUGGCUGGAUAGUAACCAACGAUCCUAAUGGUGUAUUUCAGAGGAUGAAGGUAGUGGACAGCAUCAAGAGUUACCUUGACAUCUCCUCUGAUCCUACAACUUUUGUCCAGGGAGCAAUUCCACAACUCAUUGAGAACACAAAGGAAGAAUUCUUUGACAAAACCAUCGAGAUUCUAAGAGAAACUGUGGAUAUAUGCUGGGAGAAGCUGAAGGGAAUCAGUUGCAUCACUUGCCCAAGCAAACCUGAGGGUUCCAUGUUUGUAAUGGUAAAACUGGAUCUGUCCUGCCUGCAAGACAUCAAAGAUGAUAUGGACUUCUGCUGCCGGCUGGCGAAGGAAGAAUUGGUGGUUGUUUUGCCAGGAUGUGCUGUGGGGUACAAGAAUUGGCUCCGGAUCACCUUCGCGAUUGGACCAUCUUCUCUCGAAGAUGGCCUUGACAGGCUCAAGUCCUUCUGCUUGCGACACAGCAAGUCGCAGAAGUGAUAUGAUAAGCCACUAGUUCCUUGUAACAUGAGGCAACUGCUUUAGCAUGAAGAAUCAGCAGGAACUGCUUGAAGGAUACAAAAAAUUUCUGAACUUACCAUGAUAAAUGGUAUCAUCUUCACUCGGAGAUGAUAUAUUAGAUGCAUAAGGUCCUUGCUAAGCAAUGAGCUCUGCUUCAUUGUCUAGUCAUCAUUCGACGCUGUUACAACUCUUGUUGUAACGCCCAGUGUGCGUAGAUGCAAUGCAAAUUUAGGGGAUCGGAAGUGUAGAACACUUUCCUUGAAUAAAGAAGGGAUUCUAUGAGAACAGCCGUCUCAGUGGGUUUGUAAUUUUGUUCGACACUUCGACAAUUUUAUAAAAAUAAAUUUCUUGUGCAAGUACAACUA